Priceomyces carsonii is the source of this 1719-nucleotide messenger RNA. Its product is annotated as nucleobase cation symporter-1 family protein. The transcript has a single exon. The record is from RefSeq and is a predicted model, not a curated record. The coding region runs from base 1 to 1719 and encodes 572 amino acids. Gene Ontology annotation, molecular function: nucleobase transmembrane transporter activity. Lineage: Eukaryota; Fungi; Ascomycota; Pichiomycetes; Serinales; Debaryomycetaceae. Gene Ontology annotation, cellular component: plasma membrane. Gene Ontology annotation, biological process: transmembrane transport; nucleobase transport.
AUGCUAAAAUCUUUAACUGACUUUAUAGAUAGACUCGAAGUCCCCGGUGAUAACCAAAUAAAUAAAAAUACAGGAUGGAUUAAUAGAGAUGUGAUACCUCUACCUCCACAAAGAAGGACAUGGACGGACUGGGAUUUUAUAGGAUUUUGGGCAGUCAUUGCCUUAUCAAUAACUACUUGGCAAAGUUGCUCAAGUUUACUUGAUCUAGGUUUAAAUGUUUGGCAAUCCAUGGUAAUUGUUAUCAUUAGUAAGUUUUUAAUAUUUUUGAUAGCUGUAAGUCAUGGGUGGGGUGGCGGUGUUUGGCAUGUUGGAUUUCCAAUCUAUAGUAGGUACACAUUUGGGUUGUGGGGCUCAUAUUUGGGGUUGAUUCAGAGAAUAUUCCUUUGCAUUAUUUGGUAUGCAGUUCAGUCGUACACCGCGGGUCAAUGCAUGUCUGUUUUAUUGAGUUCUAUAUUUCCCACUUUUAACACUCUACACAACACAUUACCUGAAAGCUUGCCGAUGACAACAAAAGAGUUUAUUGGCUUCAUUAUCUACCAUGUUUUAUCAAUUCCGUUCUUGUAUAUACCUCCAGAAAAAUUCAAGCAUCCAUUUAGAGCUGUGUCUUUGAUAUCUUUUUUUACUAUUUUUGGCACCUCAAUUGGGUCUAUGGUUCAUGCUAAAGGUGCUGGUGAGCUUCUACACGUAGGGUCUGACAUAAACAGCUCUGCUGCUAGAGGAAUGGCUUGGAUACACGGAAUCAAUACUAUUAUAAAUGCUUAUGCCGUUGGUUUGGCUAAUCAACCCGACUUUUCUAGGUUUGUUCACAGACGAGGUCAACAAAUUUGGGGUCAAGCGUUUUCAAUUUUGAUCUUAGGUACAAUAAUUCCAUUAUUUGGACUUCUAGGGACAUCAGCAGCGGCUCAAAAAUAUGGAAAUGUCAAUGAAUUGAAUUUAUGGAAUCCACCCAACAUUAUUGAACAGUGGUUGUUGGAAAGUUAUAGCCCUAAGGCAAGAUGUGCAAGCUUUUUUGCCUCUUUUGGCUUCUUUGUUAGUACACUAGGUUUAAACGCCAUUGACAAUGCGGUAAGUGGUGGAAUAGAUUUAGUUGCUAUAGCUCCGAAGUUUAUUAAUAUUAGACGAGGAGCGUAUAUUAUUAUGAUUAUCUCCAUUGCAAUAAAUCCGUGGCAGAUUGUUUCCAAAGCUACUAUAUUUGUUGAUGUUCUAAGUUCCUAUGGUUGCUUUUUGGGGCCAAUGAUAGCAAUUAUGACUUCCGAUUUUUUCAUCGUAAGAAAGCAAAAGCUUAAAUUGAUAGAUCUAUAUAAUCCAUCAAAAGAUUCAAUAUACUGGUUUACUGGGGGCAUUAAUUGGAGAGCAUAUGUUUCUUGGGUUUGUGGAUUUGUUCCAGGGAUUACAGGAUUCGCAUCUGUAAAUCCUGCACUCGCUAGUAGGGUUCCAGAACCUGCUGUGAAAAUGUUUGAUAUUUCCUUCAUAAUUGGAUACGUUAUCAGCUUUCUCGUACAUGUGAUUUUGAAUUACUUCUUUCCCCCUAAGGGAUUGAAAGAAAUUGAUCACAUUGACUAUUAUCAUGCUUUCACAAAUGAAGAAGCUAUUCAGUUAGGAAUGGAUCAGGUAGAAUUUAACAUUCCGUAUGAUGCAAAUGAAUUAAGAGAGCAAUGCAGUUCAAGUUUGAAGACAACGAAAGCAUUAUAUAUCCAAGACGAAUAUGAAAGAGCUUAA